UGACUAUUGGCCUUGACCUUUCAGAAUUCGCAACUGGUUGAAUUAUACUUUUGAGAUGAAAACUGUUUCCGACACAGCAACCCCCAAACUUGUCCUAUGAUAUCUCCCAAGUUCUUGUGAAAACAUUAUAUGUUAAUUUGUAACCUGUGUUGCAAGUAAUCAUCAUAAUAUUCCUGUGAGAAGCAAAUAUCAUGAGGUGCUACAACAAUUACUCCACGUCAUUUCUUCUCUCUAUUAUGCUUAUGCUCCUCCUUGCUUCUAGUGUUGCCACUCUUUCAAGCUUCUGUCAAACCGAAUCAUGUGGAAGUAUAAAGAUCCCAUACCCCUUUGGAGUCCAAGAAGGUUGCUAUGUCAACGAAUGGUACAAAAUCGAAUGCAGAAAUGGUACUUUUCCCUUCCUUUUCAAGAUGGGCCUGGAAGUUGUGAAGAUCUAUUUUCUGAAUGAGCGAGAGGGUUUUUAUUCUUCUAGUUCAUACGGGUCAAUUCGUAUCAAAAGCUCCAUAACCUCUAUUGGAUGUUCAAGAGAUGGAAAAAACUCAGGAUCGGUUUUGAAUUUGACGGAUAGUCCUUUUUUUAUUGACAAUGGAAACAGCCUCGUAGCGGUUGGUUGCAACGGCAAAGCAUCGUUGACUAACAUUGAACCAAUCAAAGUGGGAUGCGAGUUGAAUUGCACUGCAAGCAAAGAGAGAUUGCCUAGCAAAAGCAUCCCUUUCUUUGACGAUGACUGGUGUUCUAGCAAUCCGUUUUGUACAAAGAACAAAGGGGAAGAAGAAAGAAGAUGCGAUGGUAAUGGUUGCUGCGAGGAAACUGUAGAAGGUUUUCAGGAUCAACGGGUGAUCGGUGUCAGUGUAGAGAGCGUUGAUCAAGGAAACUCGACACUCGGAAACUGCAGAGUCGCUUUCUUAACAGAUGAAGUCUACACGUUAUCAAAUGCAACCAAGCCAGAAAAGUUUUUCUCUAGGGGGUAUGGUUGUUGA
Messenger RNA from Eruca vesicaria subsp. sativa (arugula), 977 nucleotides. The record is from the annotation of a GenBank genome assembly. NCBI's taxonomy places the organism in Eukaryota, Viridiplantae, Streptophyta, Magnoliopsida, Brassicales, Brassicaceae.